GUUGAGGACUGGGAACCAACGAGUCCAAAAGCCAAAGAUGUUCUUGGAACCGAUGGCUACAUUGCUCCGGAAGCUUAUUUGGGAGACUAUUCCCCGGCCUCCGAUAUUUACUCCAUUGGAGUAGUCAUGUACAAGCUGCUGACUGGUAGAUUUCCCAGUCGGGAAGAUAUCUUUGACGACAAGCCUGGUGAGAACUGGGUUGGCAGUCCAGCAAUGAAGAGGAGAGGCAUAUAG
Messenger RNA from Cladocopium goreaui, 234 nucleotides. The record is from the annotation of a GenBank genome assembly. Lineage: Eukaryota; Dinophyceae; Suessiales; Symbiodiniaceae.